AAAUAAAUAGAGAAAAAAAUUGGAGUACACUUGAAAAUUCAAACUCUGCACCUAACCUAAACGACAAAUAGGAAUAGCAGGCAAACAAGCCCAAAGUUUUUAUAUAUGUUACGUCAUUUAUUUAACCAAAUUGAGCACAUCCUUGGAAAUGCCCACACUCAACCAGACUGAGAAUGAUUGCGACAGAGCAGUGUUCCUACAACUGGAAGAUGACAACGUGCCCAUCACCACGAACAUUGGCUGGAAUGUGGAGCCAGGUCCUUCGAUAAAUAGCACAAGGUUCUUGGCUGAGGUGCAAGUGAGUCACAAACAGAUUACGGAUCGUUUUGUUGAGCUGCUCACGCUGUUCGAGGAGUACUCCAAGAUGAUGGAGGUCGAGCAGGCGCAAAUGAAGCCGCUGCCGAAACUAAUGCGAACUCAAUCGGAAACGUUUACAACGGCUCACAUGCAAGCCGAGUCCGAUAGCAGCGACAUGGUGAAAACAACGCUCAGUUUAAAUCGCAUGCAAAUUUCGGAAGCCACUCUCUUGGUUGCACCAAUACCAAAAAUCACCUGCGAUAUGAGCUGCCAAACAUCCUGGAGCGCAAUAUACAAAAAGGAAGCAAUACCAAAGGAUGCUUUUUUGCCCAAACCGAAGAAGGACGACAAAGCUGAGCAAAAGCCUGAGCUACCCGAACAACGUACACUGCAUAUUGAAGUAGAAUCAGUUAGUUCAUCAUCGGCACUGCAGAGGGCGCCACUGCAUCAGCGUUUGUGGAAAGUUUGCACCGAUUUAUUGAACACCAUUAAAGCCGGCGUCUAUAUGAUGGGCGAAAAUUUUACCUAUGUGCUAUUUGUGGGGUUAUGUCUAUGGUGUCUAUAUUUAAUUAUUUCGCACUACUACACAUUUCUGGAGAACAACAUGGCACCGAAGAAGAUUAGCCGAGGUGUGGCAAUGUUACCACUGCAAGAUAGAUGAACUGUAAAUUGAAUGAGGGCUUCUUAUCGAUGUGAAGUGCAAUUAUUGUGAUUAAAGACAACUUAUUUUA
This is a messenger RNA of Drosophila busckii, 1028 nucleotides long. RefSeq lists its product as uncharacterized. The coding region runs from base 149 to 958 and encodes 269 amino acids. The transcript has 2 exons. The record is from RefSeq and is a predicted model, not a curated record. NCBI's taxonomy places the organism in Eukaryota, Metazoa, Arthropoda, Insecta, Diptera, Drosophilidae.